Molecule: messenger RNA, 1567 nt
Organism: Malania oleifera
Lineage: Eukaryota; Viridiplantae; Streptophyta; Magnoliopsida; Santalales; Ximeniaceae
Product: homeobox protein HD1
Exons: 6
Coding region: 254-1168 (304 amino acids)
Biological process (GO): regulation of DNA-templated transcription
Cellular component (GO): nucleus
Molecular function (GO): DNA binding
Source: RefSeq, a predicted model, not a curated record
AGCCAACACCUACAGCCCAAAGCCCCUCCCUCUCUCUCGCUCUCUCUCUCUCUCUCUUAUCAGAACUCUUUAUAAUUUGGCCGGUAUUGCCUGCCUUCUUUCUCUUUCUGCGUACAUGUAAAAUCUGCAUAUCCUCAGAGGCGCUUGCAGAAAGUCCCUCGUCUCAGAUCCCAAUACCAAAAUUAUUCAUUUCCCACCCUCCUCCCCUCUCCUCCUUCAGCACAAAUCACAUAUAUACACAUACAAAGAAGAAAUGCAAGAAGGUGGGGGGUUGGGUUUGAUGGCGGGGGGUGGUGGUGCACUCGGCGGUUUGGGAGGGGGAGAGCUGUCGGUGUCGGUGGCUGCAGGCGGCGAGGAGCAGCAGCAGCGGCAGCUGAAGGCGGAGAUCGCCACCCACCCUUUGUAUGAGCAGCUGUUUGCAGCCCACGUUGCGUGCUUGCGCGUGGCCACGCCCAUCGACCAGCUACCGCUCAUCGACGCUCAGCUCUCCCACUCGCACCAUCUUCUUCGCUCCUACGCCUCCCACCACCACCAUCACACCUCCCUCUCUCCCCAUGACAGGCAAGACCUUGACAACUUCAUGUCACAAUAUCUAUUAGUCUUGUGCUCUUUCAAAGAACAACUUCAACAGCACGUCCGACUCCAUGCCGUAGAAGCCGUCAUGGCCUGCCGUGAGAUCGAGCAGACCUUACAGGCUAUCACUGGAGUAACUCUGGGUGAAGGAACGGGUGCAACAAUGUCAGAUGAUGAGGAUGACCUGCAGAUGGAUUUCUCUUUAGAUCAAUCAGGUGCUGAGGGGCACGACAUGAUGGGGUUCGGUCCUCUGCUUCCAACAGAAUCUGAGAGGUCUCUGAUGGAGAGAGUUAGGCAGGAACUGAAGAUCGAGCUGAAGCAGGGUUUUAAGUCCAGAAUUGAAGAUGUUAGGGAGGAAAUAUUACGAAAAAGAAGGGCUGGAAAAUUACCAGGUGACACAACUUCUGUGUUGAAGAAUUGGUGGCAGCAGCACUCAAAGUGGCCAUACCCAACAGAAGAUGACAAGGCAAAACUUGUCGAGGAGACGGGCUUGCAGCUGAAGCAAAUCAACAAUUGGUUCAUCAACCAAAGGAAGCGCAACUGGCAUAGCAACUCCCAAUCCGUGACUUCCCUUAAGUCCAAGCGCAAAAGGUAGACAAACCAUCAUAGUCGUUCCAACCAGAGAACAGGAAAUGAGGAGCAUACUCUAUGUCAAUAUAUAGCUGCAAUGUAACAUCCAGAGCAAAGAGGUCUAACCAUAUAUUUGUUGAAGCAUUCAUGAAAGAAUCAACACCCCACCCCCAAGUCCCAGUCAAGGUACAGAGUGUAGAGUUGAAAUGGUAUAAAUAUGUAGAUUAUCAGUCUUUAACAGAGUGAUAUACUUUCCUACAGGUACCUUUUACCUUUGAGUUGCCUCUGUUUGCAAAUACUUGAAAAAGCACACUGCACAUGGGUAUAUUUCUGAACAAGUUCUGUUUCAAUUCUACCGGUGUAGAGAAGUGUUGCAUCAAUUGGUGCAUUUAGAAAUUUAAGAUAUGAGAAUUUUAUUUUAUUC